Aspergillus oryzae RIB40 is the source of this 819-nucleotide messenger RNA. RefSeq lists its product as uncharacterized. The record is from RefSeq and is a predicted model, not a curated record. Bases 1 to 819 code for a protein of 272 amino acids. The transcript has 3 exons. Lineage: Eukaryota; Fungi; Ascomycota; Eurotiomycetes; Eurotiales; Aspergillaceae.
AUGGCCAGCCUAGACAUUCCACACGAAACACUAGUAAAACUCAAGGACAAAAUCAUUCUGAUUACAGGCGGUUCCUCGGGCAUCGGCCGCGCAACUGUCGAGUUAUGUCUCCAGCUAGGAGCAAAAGCCGUCAUCGGAGACCUCAGCCCCCCUCCAUCUGACUUGUCAAGCACCGAGAAUCUGAAGUUCGUAAAAGCAGACACCAGCUCCUGGGACAGCCUACGAAAUCUGUUCAACGAAGCCGUCAAGACAUUCGGUCGAAUAGACCACGUCUUCGCAAACGCCGGCAUCGCCCCAAGAACAAACUUUCUGGAUGAAUCACUCGACGAAAACGGAGAGCUCGCGCCCCCAGACCUGAAGGUGCUCAAAGUUAACCUGAUUGGAGCGAUAUACACGACCAGACUGGCAGUUCAUCAUUUCCGGAAGUUCGCAGAACAGCACAACGGGAUUGCCACCGGAAGUGUUGUCUUCACGGCUUCCGCGUCGUCGUUCCAGACCUUUGGCGCUCCUGAUUAUGCCACGGCGAAGCAUGGUGUCUUGGGGCUUAUGCGUAGCUUGGUCGGUCAACUGCCCGGGAAUGUUCGUGUCAACGGUAUUGCACCGUCGUGGACGACGACAGGUCUUGUUUCUGCUGACUUCCUUGCGUCGUUGGAAAGGGUCAAAAGGCCACGGAGUACUCCGUACCAUAGAUCUGGGUUGUUAGAGUCUCCACAAUUCUGUAACAUUGGAGCGCCUCUUCGCAGUGCUGCCCCACAUGCUCUACUAGGACUGCGGAUGCUUGUUCACUCCUGUCUCAAGGGAAUUAUUCCCAAGGUUUAA